AUGGAAGUUUGCAAAGGACGCUUGUUGGGCAUUUCGGUUGCCGUCGCUCAUGGAUUUUUCUCGGGAUCUUUGAAUAUUUUACUGAAAUUUCUCAUAACAACUUAUAACUUCACAUACCUCACUUUAAUCCAGUGCCUGACUAGCACCACUGCGGCGCUUACGCUAGAGGUUUUGAGAAGACUGGGUAAAGUGGACAUCCCUCCUUUCAGUCUACAGUUAGCCAAAGUUUUCGCAAGUGUCUGUAUUUUAUCCACUCUACAGUCAACGCUAACCCUUUGGUCUCUCCGGGGACUAAGUUUACCGAUGUAUGUUGUUUUUAAACGGUGUCUUCCUUUGGUCACUCUGAUUAUUGGGGUGUGCGUCCUGAAGAACGGAAUCCCGUCGGUUGGGGUCAUCGCGGCAGUCCUGAUCACUACUGGCGGCGCAGCAUUAGCUGGCGCAGGAGACCUCACAGGCGACCCCUUUGGCUACGUGACUGGCAUCUUGGCUGUAGUAAUUCAUGCUUCUUACCUGGUGCUCAUUCAGAAAACCAGCACAGACAGUGAGUAUGGCCCACUCACAGCCCAAUACACUAUUGCCAUUGUCGCCUCUCCCGUCUUGCUCAUCUGCUCCUUCGUCAGCAUGGAUGCCAUUGAAAUGUGGACAUACGAGGGCUGGAAGAACCCUUUCAUCACUGGUAUCUUUUGUGCCUGUAUCCUCAUCGGCUGUGCCAUGAAUUUCACCACUCUUCACUGCACUUACAUCAACUCAGCCGUGACGACCAGCUUCGUUGGUGUGGUAAAGAGCAUCGCCACCAUUACAGUAGGCAUGGUGGCCUUUAGUGAUGUACAGCCCACCAAACUGUUUGUGGCAGGUGUGGUGGUCAACACGGUGGGCUCCAUCACCUACUGUAUGGUGAAAUACCAUGAGACAAAGAAGAAGAGCAACUACCAGGACAUGGAUGAGUCCAUUAAGGAUGAAGAACUGCCUGGAGAACCUUAUGUGGAGCCAAGCAAGACAGAUGGUGACCCAGAGAUCCUUCCCAAUGGAGAACUGACUGGUUCCUUUGAAGGUAGUAACUCCAGUGAAUAUCCCAGUGAGGGAAACCAUGUUGAAGAGUCCUUGGAGUUGGAAAAACAGGCCAUCCAAGCGGAGACUGAAUCUACAAAUCAAUCUGUCAGCGAUAACUUCGUCGGAGUGUGGCGGUCCAUCCGUACCUUGAAGUUCCUCAAGAAAGACACCUUACUUGACAAUAUGGAGGUGCAAAGUCCUUAA
Molecule: messenger RNA, 1254 nt
Organism: Chanos chanos (milkfish)
Lineage: Eukaryota; Metazoa; Chordata; Actinopteri; Gonorynchiformes; Chanidae
Gene: slc35d3
Product: solute carrier family 35 member D3
Exons: 2
Coding region: 1-1254 (417 amino acids)
Source: RefSeq, a predicted model, not a curated record